Molecule: messenger RNA, 5438 nt
Organism: Notolabrus celidotus (New Zealand spotty)
Lineage: Eukaryota; Metazoa; Chordata; Actinopteri; Labriformes; Labridae
Product: zinc finger protein 638-like
Exons: 24
Coding region: 491-5215 (1574 amino acids)
Biological process (GO): regulation of RNA splicing
Cellular component (GO): nucleus
Molecular function (GO): mRNA binding; zinc ion binding
Source: RefSeq, a predicted model, not a curated record
GUGUCGUAGAUGGUAAUGGCGGACCAUGGGCUCAAUUUCAUUGGAAUGGCUGCGUGUUGAGAAGGAUCAGGAUUUUCUGGCCGGCCACAACAAAGAAAAAACACCUUCACAGUGAGAAAGCCUUGCUGUGCACACAGACAGUAAUUCUCGCCUUGUACCUUCCCUUCGGUUGGAGCCCAACGCAACGUUCUCCAUCGCCAACAGUACCAGAGGGACCCAUUUCAUUUUUGGACCCAGUGCUGCUGCAGUAACAGCUCUCCGAUUUGCUCAGAUUGCGAGUCAAGCACAGGUUGCUCUUCAGCAGCUUGCAACUCUAGCAACUAUAACUGUUGGCAGCCAGUGUCAGAACAACAACAGGAUUGCUGCAGCAUUACCUCCUCACCUCGCCCUACUCAGUCUUCUCAGUAGACAGCAGGUGUCGGCUGUUGGGUUUAACAUAGACACCAACUGCAAAACUUACAGUAACGCACAACCGUGUCUCUCUGCUGCAAUGUAUCACCACCACUCCCAGCAACAAGGGUCGCAGUCCUUCUCAAAUGGGCCCAGGCCUCCACACCAUCAGCCACCUCCAAAUCAACAUCAGAAUCGCUCUUCUGACAUGCUGUCACAGGCGAUGGGUUUCCAGUUUCCUCGUCCCACCCAGCUCCCUGAUGAGCUAGAGUCCGCUCUGGCUAUCCGUGGUGCUAGGGACAUGGAUCACCGGCUCAUUGACCACAUGAAUCGACCAAACCAACACCAGAACCAAAGCUCUGCUCCUGGGAUCAGUCAACAUGGAAGCUUUGGCUCUAACCCAAUGGCACUCAACUCUGAAAAUCCGUCUGCCCAUCAGCAAGGAGUAGACUGGUCAAGCUACCAACCUCCAACAAAACUGUUUUCCAGUCCUCCACCUGGUGGUAGUCACCAGUCCCAACGACACCCCGGGCCUCAACAGCAGCCCCAGAGCAGCCAUGCCGGAGCACGCAUUCAAAGUUGGAAAACGGGUGACUUACAGUCCCCCUCACAGGCCCGGCAUCCACUGGGAAGUGGGGAUAAUCAGGGGAUGUACACACCAGAAAGUGCAGGAAGUAUCUUGGCUAGCUUUGGACUUUCAAAUGAGGACUUAGAGGUGCUGAGUCACUACCCUGAUGAUCAGCUCACCCCUGAUACUUUACCAUUCAUCCUCCGCGAUAUCCAAAUCAACAAAACAGGGACACAGAAUACUGCAGCUCCGUCACCCUCGUUCACAAGUGGCGUCCAAGAAAUGCCAGUGCAUCCCUCUCGCUCUUCGCACUCCCCAGAGGUGCCCAGCCUUCUUACUGUUACACAGACUGCCGGUAAAGUAAUUGACUAUGGCCAUGCGAGUAGGGCAAAGGAAGAAACUGGUAACAGAAAGACUUUCAAAAGAGAGCAACUUUCAACUGAAAGGACUGUUAAAAUGUACCCAACCCCAUUGCAAUCCUCAUCAGCUCCAAAACCGGUGAAAGCUGAAAGGCGGCAAGUUCGUUUGGAACCCACUGAACCAAGCAAACAUGGAGACCAGGACUACCGCAGGACAAGUAGCGACCAUCGAAAGAGCAACCGAUCCCCUGGGAGAGAAUUUCCGCCAUCAUCCAAGCCGCGCAAUCUAGACCGGGACUACAGACGGGAAGCACCAAAACCUAGGCCCUCAUCUGAAACCAGGAGCGAUGCCUCUUCGAGACGCUCACUCUCUUCUCCGUCAGGCUCAAAACCACACAGCAGCAGCAGCAAGAAGUUACCAACCCCCACCAUGAUAAGUGAUUUCUCAGCUGUGUCUCCAAAGGUGUAUCCCCAUACCUGCUCACUGUGCCAUACACAGUGUGAUCAGGAAAAGGACUGGGUUGACCAUAUUAACACUGUCAACCACACUGCUGCCUGCAGAGACCUGCGCAACAAGUAUCCGGACUGGAAGCCAAAUCCACCAAGUGGGAGCGGACGACAUGGCAGCCGAGGUUCAUGGGAUCCUAAGGAUCACUCUCCGUCCCAAUCUGUGUCCCGAUCUGUUUCAUGCUCUCUUUCCCCGAGCCCACCUCACAGCAAACACAGGGUGGGACCCCCCCACCACAGGCUGCAUGGGAGGCCUUACACACCUCACCAUCACCCUCGCCACCAGCGCUACCCAAGUGAUCCAUCUCGUAGUGGUCUGAAGCGUCCACAUGAUGACUCAACAAAGUUCUCCACUGACGCCAGCCGACAUCCACCCUCCUCUAGGACAGGUCACGGCUCCAAGCAUGGACCAUCGCAGUCCUCCACCAAGGCUAUAAAGAGCGGGACAAAGCCUGGAGUCAAGACAACAAAGACAGCAAGUGGCAAAGCUGCAGACUCAUCUGUCAAACCUCCACCAGCCAAGAAGAAGAAGAAAGUGGUGACUCCAGCCGCCCAGGACUCAUCUGUGGCAGAUCGCCUGGUUUAUCUGACGGGAAUCCCGAAAGAUGCAUCGGAACAGGAAGUUACCGAUUUGGUCGGAUCAUUUGGCAAGAUCAACAAUGUGAUCCUCAUGCCAUGCUCAGAGGAAGAGAGCGAGAAGGGCGAGGGACAGAAGGCGUCUGUCUGCAUGGUGAAGGCUGAAGAUGCUCAGGCUUUGGCUAACUCCACAAAACUCUCCAUCAGAGAGCAGCAAAUCACUACAUCAACAGCCAAGACGCAGAAAUCUGAAGAAGGGAAGUCCUCUGAUGACGACAAGAACGGCAAAUCAGCUCCAGAAGCAGACAAAGGUGCUGCCAGGGAAGACACUGCUGCAGGAGCUGAGGCUGACCAGAAGACUUCGGAGGAGAAAGGCAUGUUGCUGAUCACAGGACUACCUGAGAGCGGCUGGUCAGAGAGUGACAUCGUCAAACUGGUCCAGCCGUUUGGGACGCCCUUUGAUAUCGUCAUGGCAACACAGAUUGGAAAGGUACUUUUGUCAGUGCUGGACAUGGAGGCAGUACAAGAGAUGGUGAAAGUUCAUUCUUUCAAGCCUGCAAAGAUCGGAGACGCUGAACUCAAGAUGAUCCACAUCAAACAGAGCAUCGGUCUGAGCACACCGGUGGCUCUCUACAAUCUUCUGAUGGCACCAGAGGCUCCUUUGGAGAGUCCCCCUCCGGUAGGCUGGAGCAGCCUGUUGGUGAUCAGCAAUGUCCCCAGCACGCCCUCGGGCCCCUCAGAGGUCCAGAAACUGGUGCGACGCUUCGGCACUGUUAUCAAGACCCUGGUGCUCAACAGCAUGGUCAUUUGUGAGAUGGCGACCGCGGCCAUGGCUCUCUCCGUCUACAAACGCUUCCAGACGUUUCCAUGCAUCAUCCAAAACAACCCUCUGUUCUUCUCCCGCAAGGCCGACCCCAGAGCCAACACUCAGACCAAAGUCAUCACUGCAUACCUGGAUCCAACAGAGGAAACACCUGCAACUGGCAAAGGCAGCAAAACAUCAGCGACUGCAGAGGAAGAGGAGAUCGCUGCUAAAGAAGAUUCUGGAUCUCCAUCGGAAGUGAUGGAAAAAGAUGUUAACAUGAAGGAGGAGGAGAUAGUCAUUGGAGAUGAAGCUUUGGAAGAAAACAAGAGCCAAGAUGAAAACGAAGAAGUCAAAAAAGAAGAAGUCACUGUUAAUAUUUCAGAACCUUUGGCUGCACCAGACAUCAAACCUGAAGCGGACUCGGAGACAAACGAGAUGGAAAUAGCAGAAGAGAAGAAGGAUGUCGAUGUAUCCCCUAAUGGAAAUGACAAAUCUGCUGCUGGUGAGGAGACGAAGACAUCUAUCUCUGAUGAUAAAGCAGCUUCCAAGGAGACACCUGUGCCAGAGCUUCCACAGGCAAGUGUGGAGAUGGUGAUCACGCCACAAGAAGAAUGCCAAACAAGCACAACCACCAACUCCAACAACACCACUGGAACUCCAACUGAUGGAAAACAAGAAGAGACACAACCACAGAAAGAGCAGGGAGGAAAAUUAGUACUAGAGCCUAAAGAGCUGACUGAGAACCAGGCAGAGGAGGAGACAAAGAAGCAGGAGAGGGAGCUGAAAGAGAGGGAGGCAAGAAAGGAGAAGGAGAGGAAGGAGAAGGAGAAGAAGGAGAGGGAGAGGAGGGCCUGGGAGAGCAAGGAGAGGGUCAGAAAAGAGAGGGAGCGGGAUGAGAGAGCCAGGAGGGAGAGGGAGAGGAGGGAGGAGGAGAGGAGAGAACGAGAGAGGAGGGAGAGGAAGCGGACGCACGGUGAAGGCUCCACAGGAUGGAGGUCGUCCAGCAGGUCAGAGGGAUACAAGCGGAGCUCAGAGAGGGAUGUGCAGACUAAAAGAUCUGAAGUUGCAUCCAAAACGGUGGAGGACGAGGAGUGUGACGACUUCCCCUUCAACUUAAGUGACUUUGUGACAGUGGAUGAGGUUGGAGAUGUGACGGACCUUCCUGACUCUCCUUCUCCUGCUGCACCAAUGGAAAUGACAGAGGGGGAGGAGGACGCUCCCUCAUUGGUCCAAAAAGACGAUUCAGAGGGAACACCUGCCGAGGUAACCACAGAAGCAGGAAUACCAGACGCCACAGUGACCCCGGUGAAGUCUGAGGAGAUUAAACCAGAGGGUGAAACUGGGAACAAGGCGGCAUCUUGUACACCUGAUGAGCUGCCUGACUCCUCCCACAGCCAAACGCCAGUACCUACAGGUCAACCCGAAGCACCUGAGACAGAAACCAAACUGACCACCGCUCUGGACUCAACCACCGAGGUCGACCGCCUCCCCAUGCCAGCUGACUCCUCCUCAAACAGCCGUGAGACGUGUGUAGUGACAGCAGAGAGCGUGGGAGAGGAGAAGGAGAAUGAUGCUCUCAAUAACAAUCAGGUUAAAGAGGAGAAGGAGAGGGAGGACUUGGUGGUGUUGGAUAAAACGGAGGAAAAGGAAAAAAUGCAGGAUGAAGAGGACGAUAAGACGCAAGCUCCUGCUGCAGACAUAGCAGGAACAAAACAGAGAUCUGAAGAUGAAACAAACACCGAAGAGGAGAGUGCGACAAAGAAAUUAAAGACAGAAACUCCAACCAUAACAGAUGACUCCCUCCCUCCUUUUGACCCAAGUAACCCAGUCGGUAUGGAGUUCUUGGUCCCAAAGACAGGUUUCUUCUGUAAGGUGUGUAACAGGUUCUUCAGUGGAAGCAAAGAGGCAGAGAUCAGCCACUGCAAAUCCCUGAAACACUACGAGAACUUACAGAAAUUCCUGCAGACUACGAAGAUGGCGGACGAGACUGCCAAACCGGUCUCAAGCUGAAUGUUACUCUGAAACUGUUGACAGGAUUUUCCAUUCCCCUCCUCUUUUGUAAAGUCUCCUCAUUUCGCCAAGGGUCCAGAUUCUCAAAUUGAUGUAGAAUAGUCUCAUUUCCUGUUUCUGUUUGAAUAUGUGAUGCUGAUUUUUCAUAAACUAUAAAAAAAAGAGUGGAAACUGUAUAAAGUGGAUGCUUUCUUGCAAACAGUCAAUAAAUUGUUUGUACUUA